UCUCCUCCUCCACUUCCUGCAGUAGCAGUGUUGUGCUGCUGGCGGAUUGUAAACAUGGCCACUGCCGGAGCAGCUGGAGACGACCUGAGGAAGGAGCUCACAUGUGCAAUUUGUUUGGACUUCUUCAAAGACCCCGUUAUACUGAAAUGCGGGCACAAUUUCUGUCGGUUUUGCAUCUGCAUGCACUGGGAUGAAAAUGGCGGAGACUACGGGUACCAGUGCCCUCAAUGCCGAACGGUGUUCAACAAGAGGAGCUUCACCAAAAACUACCUGGUGCAGAACCUGGUGGCCAAACUGGACGAUCUGGAGUGUCUGGGGUCUUGUCCUACACCCUCCAAGCCCGUUAAAGUAGAUGGAAAGUGUGAACAACACGGAGAAGAACUGAAACUGUACUGCCAGACUGAUAAGAGGCCUAUCUGUGUAGUAUGCAGGGAAUCCAGAGCACACAGACACCAUGAGGUGGCACCAGUGCCAGAAGUUGUAAAUGAUAUGAAGAUGGAGUUGAAGCUGAGGCUCAUGGAGCUCAACUGGCAGAAGUCUCAGUGUGUAAAAGUUAUAACAGCUGACGAGCGAACCAAAAGUGAAGUGAGGUUGAAGAAACAGAGACUCAAGGAGAAGAUUGAGGCAGACGUAGGUGCCUUGGUCCAGUUCCUGCUGGACGAGAGAGACUCCCUGCUUGAGAGCCUGGAUGCCGAGGAAGUGGCCACCAUGGCCGUCAUAGACGACAACUUGAAGACUGUGGAGACGGAGGCGGCAGCCGUGGACAAAGCUAUAGCUGAUAUCCACAGCCACCUCAGUGGGAAAACUAGCUUUGAGAGCCUUGCUGAGAGAUUCAAUGAAAUCAUCCAUUGCAAGCCUUUCACAUCUCUGGAUCCAGUUAAUUGUCCAACUGAAUUCACAGACUUCUCAGGGCCCUUCCAGCUUAUCAUGUGGAAGAAGAUGAUGCACGUGCUGCAUACCAUGCCUCAAAACCUCACCUUAGACCCAGACACCGCUCACCCAAACCUGCUUAUCUCAGACUUUGACACCAAAGUGGAGGAGGGCCGUGUUCGUAACCAGGAGCCCGACCUGCCAGCCCGCUUCACCCGGUUCUGCGGUGUCCUUGCCAUAGCCCAGUACGCCAGUGGCCAGCACUACUGGGAGGUGGAUGUCAGGGACAAAGGUGUGUGGUACCUGGGAGUCACCACUGAGUGCAGCAACAGGAAGGGCUUCGUCAGCCUCACUCCCUCCGCAGGAUAUUGGAGCCUGUGUCUGCAGGACCGGCUGUAUGCCAACGGGGAAGACGGGCGCAUCCCUGUUGCUGACUACUGGAACUCUCCUCGGGUCGGCGUGUACCUAGACUAUGACAACGGGCGUCUCAGUUUCUAUGAUGCCGUCACAAUGAAGAGACUUUAUAUGUUUGACACCUGCUUUGAAGAGCCUGUCUACCCUUUCUUCAGCCCAGGGAAAAACGAUCCAGGCAGCAGGCUUCAGAUAUGCCACUAUUACUGAGAGAGCUGCGAGAGAGUUUUUAUUUAUCUAAGAGUCAACUCAUGUAUGCCAGUCUUUUCAGAUUUGCUUUGAGCAAGGUUUACUCUCAUAGACCAUGCUGGAGCUACAGGGGGGUGCUGACCAUUGGACCCUUGGUAUCGUAUGCAUUUGAGCUGUUACUUGCCGGUCUUACAGGUGUUAGAAAAAAACGAUUGCACUGAAAAUGAUUACCAGGUAUCUUAUCACACUUUGGUUGUAAUGAAGAGCUUCAUUUCUCUCAUACUUUGAGGUUGAAAAUUUUGAAAUUUGGUAUUUUUCAAAGUAGACACAAACUGUAGGCUUAUACCCCCUAACUACUGUGGCUGGGGGUGAGGAGAGGUGCUUUGCUGUCUAUAUCACUGUGUCUGUUGGGAUACAGAUGCCUCAGAUGCUCUUGUUGAUUUAGAGCAUAUACAUCCUAUUAGCAACUGCUAUGCUAUGCUACUGUACAUAAACUCACAUUGGCUAGGUUUUCGCCAGGCAGGGGCCAGUGCUCUUGACUUGUUGGGUAGAUCUUAAAAGAAAUAUGGCAUAGUUAUCACAUUGAUAGUUGUCGACAGUUAAGAUUCCCUGAUUAAAUCUAGACUGAAGAACAGUCGGUCAGUCAGUAAUGAUAGUUAUCAGAAUAAUUUGACUCAAAUUGGCCACCUCGUACUGGGAUUUCAGCUCUUAGAUAAUGAUUAGAUUUCCAAGAACUAAAGGCUCAGGUUGUUUGUUUUGUAUAUGUUAAGGAUAAGUACAGAUAAUUUUAUCAUCAGCCUUUUAAAAUCAUCUGUCAUGUAUCUUUUUUUUGUUUUUUGUUUUUUUUUUUUAAUUAUUCUGUACAUUGUUGACUUUCCGGGACUGUUGCAAAUUCCUCUCUAUAUUGCUCUGAGUCACAUUUUGCAGCUUAUUUUUGUGAGCAGUGAUACUGAUGACGCAUUUAGCUUUGUUAGAGAUAUUUUAAGAUAGUUUGCCUGAAAAUGAGCAAGCGUAAGACAAAACAAACAAUUUCAGAUAUUCUAACGGCGAUUCUGCCAUGCCCCCAAGUAUGUCAGCGGGUAAACCUGUAGACGUGUUUUACUGUAAAAGACAUUCCGUUACUGUCAGGAUUCACAGCCAAGAGCCUGGUGGACUCGACUAAAAUGAAAACCUAUAGAACGCUGAAUGAAAUUUUUAUUACGUGUUCAUGUUUUUUCCCUUCCCUCAUUAUUUUUUGUCAGUUGAUGCAGUUUUAUCAAUUUUUGAAUGUAAAAAUACAUGUAUCUGGACAAUAUAUAUUAUACUUUUUUUUUUUUUUCUUCCUUCAUAAAGUUAUGAGUUAAACAACUUCCUAUUUGACAUGAUAAUCUGUAUGGAUUUUUAUUUUUGUUUGUGCAAAAGACGAUGCUUUGUGUUAUGGACCUAGAAGUGGAAAGUUUGCCAUUUUACAGGGUUGUACAGUGAGUUGUUUUUGUCUUGUUUUAUUUUAUUUUUUUUCUUUUUCAAAUGAUCUUAUUGAGGAGCAUAGUAGAAACAUUUAAAAACAUGAUUAGUGAUAAUAUUUGAGAUUUUUUAUUUUUAUUUUUAUUUUUUCCCCCAGAUGUCUAAGAAGGAUUGCAAAAUUCUGUGCUCUUAAAUUAGAUUAUUUGCUGAUAAAUGUUUCGUCUAAGAUGGUGUACCUCAUUUAAUACUUAUACAUACAUUCCAUUGCUUAAUUUCAUUAAUGUAUUCAGCCUAGCAGUUUUUGGGCUGACGACAAAUGUGACAUAAAGAAAUAAUCUUGGUAUCCCCUGUUUGUGGCCCUUUCACCCGCUAUUAAUGUGCUCAGUGUUUCUCAGAGUUUACAAUGAGAUUAAAAGAGGUAAAAAGA
Xiphias gladius (swordfish) is the source of this 3340-nucleotide messenger RNA. RefSeq names its product tripartite motif containing 47 (gene trim47). Lineage: Eukaryota; Metazoa; Chordata; Actinopteri; Istiophoriformes; Xiphiidae. The record is from RefSeq and is a predicted model, not a curated record. Gene Ontology annotation, molecular function: protein binding; zinc ion binding. The transcript has 8 exons. Bases 55 to 1491 code for a protein of 478 amino acids.